AUGUAAAGAGUGAAAGUCAUCUUAAUUUUAGAAUAUAAAGAAAAAAAGAGUAAGGAAUUUCUAGAUUUGAACAUAUUAGAUAAUAAAAAAGAAGAUAUAUUAAAUAAUAUUUUUUUGGAAUCAUACAAAAACAGCUUGAUAUAUGAAUUAAGCAUAAUAUAAAUUAAAAUACUUGAACGGUCAAUAAAAAACGAAAUAAUUUAUAAUUUAUAUCGUUAUACCUAAAGUGAUUUGAACAUACCGAACUGCCAAAUCGCUCAAAAAAAUCAGAGACAAAAUAUGAGAACCUUUAUGAAAGAGGUAUAUUUAAAAUAUUAUGUAGAUUUUUAAGAUUUUUAUGUGA
Paramecium sonneborni is the source of this 343-nucleotide messenger RNA. The record is from the annotation of a GenBank genome assembly. NCBI's taxonomy places the organism in Eukaryota, Ciliophora, Oligohymenophorea, Peniculida, Parameciidae.